AUGAGAGUGGUAGUAGAGAUACUGACCGGAAGACUCUUCUUCGUGGAGAUACAAGAUGAUGCAACGGUGGCGGACCUAAAGAAGGAGAUCGGAUUUCAGGAACAACUUCCAUUUGAUCGCCUCAUCUUGCUGGUGGAUGGAACUGAGAGUUUUUUAAUGAAUGAAAAUGAACGUUCCCUCCAAGAUUACGGCAUCAAAGAUGGCUCCCAUGUCUACCUCUUUUUCGACUCUGUUGACGACGGCUCCUGGCAUUGUCUCGUAGCUUCUCAGGACUCCACCUGGUGUCACACAUCUCCCCCGAUCGACCUUUAA
Molecule: messenger RNA, 312 nt
Organism: Coffea eugenioides
Lineage: Eukaryota; Viridiplantae; Streptophyta; Magnoliopsida; Gentianales; Rubiaceae
Exons: 1
Coding region: 1-312 (103 amino acids)
Biological process (GO): proteasome-mediated ubiquitin-dependent protein catabolic process
Cellular component (GO): nucleoplasm; cytosol
Molecular function (GO): ubiquitin binding; polyubiquitin modification-dependent protein binding; proteasome binding
Source: RefSeq, a predicted model, not a curated record